Panonychus citri (citrus red mite) is the source of this 6865-nucleotide messenger RNA. RefSeq lists its product as uncharacterized. The transcript has 9 exons. The record is from RefSeq and is a predicted model, not a curated record. Gene Ontology annotation, biological process: proteolysis. Gene Ontology annotation, molecular function: serine-type endopeptidase activity; protein binding. NCBI's taxonomy places the organism in Eukaryota, Metazoa, Arthropoda, Arachnida, Trombidiformes, Tetranychidae. The coding region runs from base 1496 to 6766 and encodes 1756 amino acids.
CAGUUGUUAACUUGGCGAAAGUAAAAUAAGUUAAAUUGUUAAAUUAACGUUUUAAUGGAAAGACUUUGUUGUUAAUGUGUAUACACUUUAAUGUAUAUACAAGAGAAAUUUUUUUACUUCUUCUUGUUAUUCCAACAAUCAAUGAGAUUCUCAUUCACUAAAUGUAACCUUUAACGACGACAACAAUUUAGUAAUAAUAUUAAUCAUUUUUUUUUUUCUUAAUCAAUAUCGUUUAAAUUAACUUGUAGUUCCUUUUAAUUAUAUUGGAGAAAAUUUUUUCUUCCCUUCUUUUUUCACUAAUUACAAGACAUUAAUCGUAUUAAUUGUGUUGACAAAAUACUCUUUUUCCAUUUUGUUUUUCUCCCAAUUCUGUUUAUCCUUUUAAUUUUUAUAUUAUUGAUAUUUUUUACUCCAAUUUAAUUGAUCAUCUAUUCUUGAUUUGAUUAAGUCUUCAUCCCUUUUUUUUCCAACAACAAUUACAAUCAUUUUAAUCAUCUUGUGAUUGUUGAUAAUCAUAAUCAAUCUUCCGUCUUGUGUCUGUGUGUCACCUUAAUCAUUCUGGUAUCAUGGUAACCCUGGAGUUCAGUUGGAAACCGGACCAAAAAUCAUCAUCAUCUUAGGAUAAUUAGUAAAUCAUCAUCAUCAUUAUUAUCAUUAUUUAGUAUAGACAUCAAACAACAUUAAUUAAAUUGUGAUUUCUUCCUCAUUGUUACAUUGGUAGACAACUAAAUUAAAAGAGCGAGAGAGAGUGAAAGUGAUUCCAAUCAACUAAUAGUUGAAAGGAAAAUAAUAGAAAACCAAUUUAAAAUAACGAAUUGAUUAGUUUUAAUUGUGUUGAUUUUUUUUCCUCUUUUCUAUCGUUAGCUUUACACUUUUAAUCCAAUAAUAAUCAAUUUCCAUUGAUAAUUUAACCUAAUCAUUAAUAGAUUUUACAUCUUGUCCAAACACCUUUGCUGUGUUAAUUACAAUUCUGUGUUAAAUAAUCAAUUUUGAUUAAUCAUCAUCAUCAAUUCUGUGAUUUAAUUGUGUCAUAAUUGUAUCUCCAAUCUACCUCAGUGUCUAAAUAUCAUUUCUUUUUCUCUCUCUCAUCAAAUUGUCUUUGUAAAUUGUUUACCUUAAUUCCCAUAAUUACAACCUAAUCCUAAUCACUUUCAUCUUGUAUUGUCCAUCCAAUGCCUUUAAACAACAAGUAUAUAAUUUAUUAUUAUUACCCCAAGUGAUUACUUUCCUCUAUACAACAAUUAAGGAUUGAAAAAACAAUUGAUAUAAUCUUAUAAUCAACUAGAAAUUUAAACAAAUACAAAAGCCAAUGGUGAUUAAACAAGAUUCAAAUAAAGUGUCAAAGGAGAGGAAAAAUCUUGAAUCAGUUAAUCAAGAAUCAACAAGAAGCAAUUUAAGGUUAAAUUAACUAAUUGCAUCUGAAACCUCUAUCAAUUUUCUUAAUUAUUGCUAAUAUAUUACAACUACAAUCAAUAGUUAAUCAACAACAACAAUUAUGUCAAACAAUACGAUAUCAACAAACAUUUCAAUCUCAAACAAUUCAACGGACCAAAUGAUGGACAGUUUAUCAUUAAAACGAAGUGAAACUUUACACAUUUCGGAUCCCGAAAAAAACACCAAACCCGGUAAACGAAUCAAUUGCCGCUUAUUUUGUUGUGGGUUCGUAUUUGGCCUCAUCAGCACGAUAUUGAUUUUCGCAGUCACAUUAUAUACUUUCGAUUACAUGGGAACAAUUGUUCUAGAUAUGCCAUAUUCACCUUGGAAGCAACAACAACGUUCAUCGAGUUUCAAUCGAACCGCUUCAACCUCCUAUUCGCAUCCUGAUGGAGGUUCAUUAAUACAUGAUGAUAAUUCUGGUCAUUCUCAUGCUCAUCAUGCUCAUCAUCAGCAGCAACAAUUUGAUCCAAUCAGCAGAUCAUAUGUUUUACCUGAUAGAUUCAACUCAACAUCAACAAUCAGCUCUGUAAUUAACAAUCAGGUUAAUAAUAAUAAUAAUAGUCUAAGUUCAACUCAGCCAAAAAACUCAGAAUCCGAUAAAAGGCAGAUCACCAUGAAUUCUGGUGAUCUUCUGGUUAAUUCUGGUAAUGAUAUUGAUGUUGUCACAAAUGAGACAUCAAGAGUUCAUCCUGAUGAUAAUAAUCAUCAUGAAAGUAAUGAUGAUGAUGAUGAUGAUGAUUCAUCUCAUGUUUCCCCUCCUUUCCAGCCAAUUCAAUUUGACGAUUCAGCGGACUCGGUGUUUAACAACAAUAAUCAAGUCCGUCGGGAUGGAAAGACAAUUGACCUUUCACAACGGUCAACAACAUCGGCACCUUAUUUAAUUGCCGAUAAUAUAACAGUUAAUCAUCAUCAUGAAAAUAGUUCUGAAUCAUCAACAUUAUCAUCUAUUGGCACUUCUGUUGAGAUGAUGAUAAUGGAGACAUCAAAUCGUAAGGAUAAUAUUUCAUCCGAAUCAAUUGUCACCUUGAUCCCACCAGAGUCAGAAAUUACAAUUGUAACCAGAGAAAUACUCAAUCAUACCGAUAACAAUAGAGGUCGAAAUAGUCCCUUGGGGUCAGUUGGUAGUCGAUCGGUCAAUAUGACAAAUGAUGAUGAUGAAAGUUUACCAACCGUUUCCACAAUUAUAACGUUUGGAUUCAUUGAAAAUUCUGAAAACUCAAGUACACUUCAAGAUGGAUCCAAUAAUUCACAUGAAAAUCAGUCAACAAUUAUCACCGAAUCUCCAAUCGGUGGUAUAAUAAUUGAUUUAACAACUAAUGGUCAACCAGAGAUGACCGAUAAAAUGACCAUUGGCAUUUCAUCAAGUAAUUUAACGACCACCAAUGAACCAAAUGACCACAACAAGUCAACAUCACCACAUUCAGAUCUUAAGGUAACAUUGGAUAUUGAUUCUCAAUCAAUUAGUAACAAUCAAACUGAAUCAACGCCAUUAAUCAACGUGACACAAUCAGCGACAAUAUUAACAACACAAGCAACUACUUCAAUAUCACCAACAAUUAAGUUAACACCAACAACUUUAACCACAACAUUAAAAUCAAUGAUACAGUCCAAUGAACCGUUAACUUCAUCAUCAACAAUGUCACCAUCUUUGAGUGAAAGUGACACCCAAAGACAAUUCAACAAUUUAACAAUUAACAUUACCAACAAUCAGACAACAGUUACAAAAGCCAAUGAAACCUUGCCAACGACCAAAACAAUUAAUCAAACCAAAUUAAGGAUUGGUGAUUUAGCGACACAGGAUAAUAAUAAUACCAAUGAAUCAAAACAAUCAGAUCCUUUGAUUGUUACGAGGAAACUUGAAAUUACAUUAACUACAACACCUUUAACCACGUUAAUUACCAAUGUUAAUAGUAGUGAAAAUGAACAAUUUACACCAACAAUUAAAUCACAAUUGAUUGAAAAGUCUACCAACGAUUCCAAUUAUAAUAAAACUGAUCAUCUUAAUCAUUUACCUUCAUCUGAUUACAAUUUAACCAUAAUCACAUCAAUGGAUAAUUUAAACAAUUCAAAUGUUAAUUUAACCCAAUCAACAAUUCAUCCAGUUGAAAGGUCAAUCAUUGAUAAUUCAACGAUUAAUAAUCUCAACAAUUUAACAAAUGAAAUGAUAACAAUUAAUGGUGGUAACAGUUCAUUGGAUAUUGAUAAUCUAUCGAUAACAAUUAAAAUCCCGGUAAUAAUCAACGGGACCAAUUUAAAUGAUUCCAAUGAUUUAAUGAUUAAAUCAAACGCUACAUCAAAUUGGGAAAAACAAUCAAACUCAACCCAAAUUGUGAACAAUUUAUUCACCAAUGAAACGGAAACGAUCAAUGGAACCUCCUCAAGAUUAAAUGAAACAAUUACACCAAUCGAAUUGAUUGGAAAUAAUCUAAACGAAUCUCUAUCAAAUUUAACAAUUGAUUCAGUUAAUGGAACAUCGGACAAUUACAAUAAUAAUACAAUGGAAUCAAUGAUUGGAACCACAGCAAGUCCAUUGGAAUGUAAUUCUAAGCAGAUUCGUUGCUUUAUCAAUCAAGAUAAAGAGGCUUGUCUAUCAGCUGAUGUUGUUUGUGACGGUGUUCGUGAUUGUACCGAUGGUUCAGAUGAAUCUGAUUGUAGUCAAUCAUGUGGAUCAAAUUUCAGGUGUGGCAAUGAAUCAAGUGUAACCUGUAUUUCCCGUAAAUACCUUUGCGAUGGUCUAAUGGACUGUGAUGAUGGUUCAGACGAAUCAUCUUGUUACUUUGCCUCAUGUGAGAAUCAACUUUCCUGUGCCGAUAAAUCAUCUUGUCUCCUUCCAAUUCAAGUUUGCGAUGGUAAAUAUGAUUGUCGUGAUCACUCAGAUGAACAAGAGUGUGUUGACCAUUCGACCUGUUUAUCGGUGGGUAAAUUUUUCUGUGACAAUAUGUGCAUCGAGUACUCGUUACGAUGUGAUGGUUCAAAGGACUGUUCUGAUGGUACCGACGAAUCGAACUGCACUUGCACAAAUGAAGAGUUUAAAUGUUGGAAUGGCGAUUGUAUUGACAAAACUUUGGUCUGUGAUGGUCAAGUUAAUUGUCGUGAUUCGAGUGAUGAAUGGUCUUGUGUUAAAACUGAUGAGAACAACGUGGUCUCAAUGGUCAAUCCGUCAACUGGAAAUUGGGCUUUACUUUGUGCUGAUGAAUCUCCUCUCGGUGAAUCUGAUUACUCCUUAUUGUGCCAAAAAAUGGGUCUCGAAUCAGCUGUUAAUUACUCAACAACCAUAAUUAAAACAAUCGGUGAGGUUGAAUGGGUUAUCCAUAAUGGAUCCAAUGUGAUCUCUCUCGAAAAUUGUAAUUCAUCAUCAAUUUUGAUGCUCGAGUGCCAAACAUUUAAAUGUAGCAUGAUGGCCACGACUCCAUUACAGCCAACAUCAUCAUCUACACAACCUUCAUCUUUAUCAUCAACACUGUCCCCAACAUUAUCCACACCAUUAGCCAAUAUCUCACCAAUUCCAGAGUCAAGUUUAAACACUACUUCAACUAAUACCACCACGACCACAACCUCCACCACCAAAGGUACCACCAUGGUAACUGAUAGUAUUACCACUUCAACUAGUUCAUCAACUACUUCACCAUCAACUCCACUCAUCUCAUCAACAUUGUCAUCGGGAACAUCUCCUUCAACAUUAUCUUCAUCUAAUGUACCCAUAAUUUCAAGCACACCACCAACACCAACCGGAUCCUCACCCGCAUCAACAAUUGAAGCAUCUUUAUUAGCCAUACCUGCCAUUAAUUACAAUAUCCCGUUGAGUCGUCCAACUCGAGCCGCGAGUCCUAAUGAGAUCCAAUCAAUGGUAAUUGUCAAGAGAAACGCAACCGAUUCAAUCAAGAACAAGAAACAAUGUCUCGCUCAAAUUAUAUCACCAAUGUGGCUUCUUUCAUCAGCUGAGUGUUUAAAACAAUUGCAAGAUGUCCAAGGAUUAAUAGUCGAAGCGAAUACAAGUCGGUUCCUUGGAACUGUUAAUCAAGUAAUUCUUCAUCCGCACACAUCAAAGUUCCGUUAUCUUCAUAUUCGAGAUUUUGACCUCGCCUUGAUUAACUUAAAAUCGCCUCUUCCAUUGAGCUCAAGUUUGAUGAGCUCAAUUUGUCUACCCGAAAGUGACGUGGCCUCUGAUAUUACCUGUUUCAUGCCAGUUCUUGGUGAGACGGAAGCUCGUCCCUACUUAAUCCAGGAUAGAUCGUUAUGUAAUGAGCGUCGGCAUUUCAAUUCCUCUCUCAAUCAACGGCAAAUUUGUUCAUCGGCAAGUGACGAAUCGCCCGAUUAUGUACCUGAUCCUGGUUCUAAUCUUGUUUGCCUAUCAAGUUCAACCGAAUGGUUUAUCGGGGGAUUCGUGUCCUUUGCAAGUCCACGAACCAGUUACACUAAACACCCGUCGGUCUUUUCAAAUGUAUUUGCGAUGAAAGAUUUUAUCAAUCAUGUGAUUGCCGUUAAUCUUUAUCAAUCUAAAAUAGAGACGAAAUUCAAUUAUACCUUUGACCUGACAAGUUCACUUGGAAACAAUGAGACACUGAUUAAUAGCAAUGGUACCUCAUCAAUAGACAAUAAUGACAUUGGAAAAACAGAUAAUUCAAUCGGAACAACAGUUAAUCAUGACAGCUUAAAACAAGCAAUUAAAAAGUAUUCAAACAAUAUCUUAUUACACAAUGGAACAGAAAAUGUAACAAUUAAUCAAUCGCUAAUUGAUUUAACAAAAUUCGCUGAUCGAUCAAGAUCAUUGAAUUUAGAUUAUGAUAACUCAUCAAUUUAUAUUGACUCUCAAUUGAACACUAACCAAACAAUCAAUGGUUCAUCUCUAAUCUUAGAUGAACUUCCGAUUAUCAACAAUCAAACAAACGGUACACAAAGAAAUACUCUCAGAUCUGAACAUGGAAGAUUAAUUGAUUUAGUUAAUGAUAAUGAAAAUGGAACAAUUAUUAAUCAGAUGGAGAAAACAACAAACUCGUCAAAUCCAAUUGAUGAAAAUCUAUCAUUUAAUCCAACUACUGAUUCGAUAUCAAACUCAUCCAUUAAUACUACUUCAACAUCGACAUCAGCACUCACAUCGUCUACACCAACAACACCAUCGACACUAACAAUCUCAUCAUCAUCUUCAUCAACACCAUUUUCAAUUUCCUCUUCAUCUUCAUCCUCAUCUUCAUCUUCAUCAACAACUUCAUUAUCAUCAAAUGAGACUAACAUGAGAUCCAUGAUGAUUAUGGAAACGUCCACUGGUCCCACUACUUUAGGUGUUACUAAUUAUCCAAUAAUUAACAACAUCACAAUCAUGAGAAAUUAAUUGUAACAAGAGAAAACAACUAAUCAAUUGAUCAACAUUCAUUUUCCUUUUAAAAUAGAAAAUAAAAUGAAAUAAAUGACAAACAUUUCCACAUUCAAA